Plasmodium coatneyi is the source of this 3984-nucleotide messenger RNA. RefSeq lists its product as uncharacterized. Bases 1 to 3984 code for a protein of 1327 amino acids. Lineage: Eukaryota; Apicomplexa; Aconoidasida; Haemosporida; Plasmodiidae. The transcript has a single exon. The record is from RefSeq and is a predicted model, not a curated record.
AUGCCUCAUGGUUACCCGUACGCCAUGCAGCUCGGCUGUAGAGGCGCCUCUGUGGGUGCACGACAGGCACUCAGAACGCAGAGGAAGAAACAACAGGCAGGGGCCAUAAACGAAUACAGGGAAAAGCUUCAGGCCCUGUCAAAACAUGAGAAGGUCGUGCGGAUUGACCUAAACGGAAAGGAGAAGAAAACGUGCAAGUACUUUUUCGAGAAGGACAAAUAUGUGUAUGUGAAGAGCAAGGAGCAAAUUGAGCGUUUCGAGAGGGGGGCAGGGCGGCCCAUUGGCUGGGCGUCGGUCUCGCCAGGCAUGUCAGCCACGUCGACAACGUUAGUGACGUCAACCACUUCAACCACGUCAACCACAUCAGGGGCAAUACCUGUCAUAAGCUCCGCUAACAAUGCCAACGCCACAAUGACGGGCACCACCGUGAAGGAGCGAAAGUGGCGCAAAUCGGAGAAGGCCCUGAGAGACACGUACGAUCUGUCCCAGGAGGAACUGCUCUACAUGAAGUUUGUCCAAAAAAUAAAAAUGAAAAACAUCUACUCGUUACUGAACAAUAUAAGAAAAAAUAAAUACAUGAACAAGAAGCAGAGAGAUACCAUCCUGAGCUGCAUCUACAAGUACAUAAGUCACAACUGUUACCUCAUGUCAAAGAAGGACUUUUUCUUCUUCCUUUACAUUUUCCCCCAGCAAUUAAAAUACGCCUCCAGAGCAGUGCACUACUUGAAAAACCUCCUCGACAAGGACCAAGUGACUCUCACAGAAUGCCUCAGACUGAUAUGCGAAACGAACCUUUACCAUGUGAACUGCCUGGUUAGAGGUCACUACGUUCGCUUUCUAAUUCGACAUGCAGACAAAAUAAACUUACCACAGAUACUGAACCUUCUAUCUGAAGGGUCCUACCUCUUCGCCAUCACCCCUGACUUCAAAGCAACGGAGGAACUCCUAGACCAUGUCCUUAAGAAGAAGCUGCUUCAAGUUGUAAAGGAGAUAAAAAGGGUUCCCCUCGAUGGAGACCUAAAAUGGGACUACCUACAUUACAUGGAAUGGUGUGCGCGUCGGGAGAAUGUCUACUUACACGUUCUCUUUAACGAUUUGUCUGUCCAACUGCAUAGGAGAAUAUUCAUCGAAAAUGUGGACACCCUAAAGAGGAACCAGGAUUAUGAAUACGUAGGGAAAGUCCUCACCCUGGGGAGAUACAACCCCUGCAUAAACCACUUAAAUAACAUAUUCCUGAGCAGAGAUGAGGAUUCCUUCCAUACGAGGGGGAAGACCACCAAGGUGAAGGUCUUCCCGUCGUACAUUACGCAGCAGGGAAUGAACAGGACGAAUGGGAACGGCAUAUCAGCACAAAUAAGAGAAGAAGCUGCAUGUGACACGCAACAGAAAAACCAGCCAAGCAAUAACACUUUCCUUCCAUGUGAUGAUCCAGCGAAGACAAACCAGCUUUCCCCCAAACCAACGCAAGAAAGUAACACGUUAAGAAAAAUGAAGUUAGCCUUCUCCUUCUCUACCCCAUUCGAAAAGUUAAAAAGUGAACGAUACGACCAGUUAAAGCAGACGUAUCAAAUUAGCACAAAAAUUACUGACAAAAAUGUGAAGGUGUUGUUGCGCUUUUUUCGGAUGUUACAUCAGCAUAAUAGUUCAUCCCAUUUGGAAAACAUUUUCUGUAGAGAUAAUCUGCCACAAAUUGUUUCUGACCUGCGGAGGGAGGGGGGAAAUCCACCCGUCGGUAGUGGACGUAUUGGUAAGACUCACUACGGAGAGAACUCCCCUCUUUGGAGACUCACCCGCUGGUGGAACGACCAAGUGAUUAGUUCGCCCAGCAAACAGGUACCAUCCUUUUACAACCUAUUCGAGCAUACCCAGGGGAAGCCCCUUCUCCCAUGUAAAAUUCCCCAAUCGGAGGAGAUGACCCUAUUACCAGACCAACAAACCAAACGGGUGAAGAAAACGCACCGCCAGGAAGAGAGCCCCUCCAACGGUUAUCACUUAUCCAAGUCAAUCCCAGAUGAGAAUCUUCCCCCCAUCGUUCAAGCAGAGGACACCAUCUCCCGCAUCGUGCACAACGUCUACUUCAACACGCAGUGCAAGAAAAAAUAUUUCCAAAAAUCCCAGUUAAACUGUCUCGCCAAAUCUCUCCUUUAUAUGAGCAAUUCAUUUGUCCAAUAUGCUGAGAGGGGUGACUGCUAUGAAGAGGAAGUAAACCCACAUCGGAAGAAGAACAACCUCCUUCUCACCCAAGUGGAAAAAACUUUUUACGAAAUUUUCACCUACGUGAUGAAAAAUGUGUACCUCAUAAACCUAUCCAACUGGUUCCACAUCUUCGUUGCGAUUGGGAAAUUCGGUGGAGCAGCAAAGGGGGGAGAACUUCCCUUAAAAAUGCUGAAACGAAGGGAAGAAAAUGCAUUCCCCACUGACCGAAUGCGGAACCUCCUCCAGAUUGUGCACACCGUCAGGGCAUACCGUUACGAGGAAGUGCACACCAUCGUGGAGGAAGAAGACAGCCGACGUUGCCUCCAAAUUGGGGAGUCCCCCUUUCGAGGGGAUAACCUCCCAUGCGGGGAUCCCCCCAACUAUGGCGCUCUCCACAGAAUCAUACUGAGCAAGUUUAGCCUAAACGAUGAUCCAGCUAACUAUGCAGACAAGCAACCACCACUUGUAUCGCAAAGAACGCAUAACUUGGGAAAGACUACCAAGACACCACCCCCCACGGUGAAGUACACUUACCAAAUGGACAGAACACCUUGCAUGAUAACUCUGCAGCGUGGUGCCUACUUCCUCCUAACCAUGCUAUCCAACUACCUUGACGGUGCGCCCUUCCAGACGAAGCGUUUCCUAAUCAUCCUUUACCAUCUGAACAGGUCCAUUUUGAAGGAGGUAGCAAUCCAGGUUCAUCUCGAGACGAGGUUACACAGAAACCAUGAGAAAUUUCGCAACAGGUACUUCUAUAUGCACACCGGAUGCGGGGGGAAGAAGCCAAUAUUGGAAAAGUCCCUCGUUGCGAAAGUGCGGGCCUCCUACUUGGCGCUGAAAAGGGGUCACUCACCCGGUUUAACCGGUUGGCGUGGCUGCCCUAUUCACCCCAACGGGGAUAACCACACGCAUGACGUGUAUGCCCAGAUGGAGAAUCUACUCAGAAAGAAAAAACACCUAUUUACCCUAGACGACAUGAUCACCUUCAUCGUUACCUACAGCCUGAACGGCCUCUACCAUUCGACCAUUUACCUCCCCAUUUCCAAGUGGCUCUUCCAACACAACUUAGCCUCUCUCCCCGAUGAGGUGAAAAUAUUUUUAUUCCUCCUCUUCGGCCAGUGCAGACAUGUGCACAAGCCGCUCUACUUGUACCUCCUCCGUCUGGUGUCACAAAUGGAAAAGGUUAAUGAAGAGAGUGGCCUCCCCCUUCUGUGCGCCCUCAUCCACAUGGUAAUAAAACACGAUAACCACACGAAAAAGGUAAAGUUAAGACACGUCCGCUAUGUGGAGAGAAAAUUUGGAAAAAUUCACUGGCCGUAUUUUUUCCCUGUCGAGUUGUUUCUUUGGAAAAGUGCACACAAGAUUGCCACCAGGAGGAUACAUACCAUGGAGGAGAGUGACCGGUCGAACGGUCAAUUACGAAAUGACACGAGAAAAACAACCACCACAUGUGAGAGAAUAAAUUCGAGAGAACUCACUCUUAACGUGGAAUUUAAUCUGUCGAAGUUUCAGGAUUACUUGAAGGAGAGGUUUCCACAAAUAAUCCAGCAGUUGGAAAAACGUUCAGUUGGGGGAGAGGGUCGACGGAUAAUAAGUACCGUCCAUGGGGGGAUGUCCCCCCAACCCCCUGAUGGGAUCCACCUCCUGGACGAGAACACUCACCAGGAAGUGCUUCAGAAUUGCAAAAAUCUCCUUUCAUACCAUUUCGUGCAGAGAAAUUUUUUGCUAAGCAGGAGAUCGCUUUAUUAUAACAUACUAGUGCAUCUUAAAAGGUGGGAAAAGGGAUAA